Aspergillus uvarum CBS 121591 is the source of this 930-nucleotide messenger RNA. RefSeq lists its product as uncharacterized. The transcript is spliced from 3 exons. Bases 1 to 819 code for a protein of 272 amino acids. NCBI's taxonomy places the organism in Eukaryota, Fungi, Ascomycota, Eurotiomycetes, Eurotiales, Aspergillaceae. The record is from RefSeq and is a predicted model, not a curated record.
AUGGCAUCUGUAUCUAUCGGCCAGGCUGAGGACGGACACUACCCAGCCUGGCCACAGAAUGAAGUUACGGAUUUAUUGUCCGGACUGAUGGGCUUCUCGUCAACCUAUAUUGGAACUGAUUUGUCCUUUUUCCCACUCGAGGGCUAUUGCGAUCCAAUCGUGCUAGGGGAUAGACAAGGAGAACUCCUGGCUCCUCCUUCUACGAUGAUGACCGAUGCUGUGAUCGGCAACAGCAGAGAACCUUCGUGGCCGGAGCAAUACCCUAACCUCGUCGCACCGCACAACCUACUCUCGAUGGAAGGCUCCGCUGGAAGCCAGUUACAAUCUGUUAAUCCCAUGGAAAUUCCGACUUUGACCACGAGAUCGGGCUUGGAUGGAUGCCUGGGUGAUGAAGGUCACAAGAGUACCACUCCAGCUGUGGUUGUUGAAGGACGGGCCGAUUCAGGGAUAUGCGCUUCGAGAUUCAAGGAAGCGCCGAUGCCUUCUUACGAUCACAAGAUUUCCAUAGUUGAUGGGCUAUAUCAUUGCCAACAUCGUGCAUGUGUGGCCAAGACUGGCUUCUCAAAGAAGCGUGAUCUGCAAAAGCAUAUGCGCAUUCAUGUUAAGCCAGUCAAAUGUCCCAUAUGUACAGUUACCACGGCUCAGCCGGUUCAUAUGCGUCGACAUAUUGAAGUGUAUCACAGUGGCUGGGCUCGGCAGAGGUGGCCAGUGGGCGCUGUGUGUAAGUUGUGCGGUAAACCAUUCACACGAAAAGACAAUCUUCGCAGACACUACCAAAAUCAGCAUAAAGAUUUUAGUAGUCUCUCUGUGUCUGAUUGAGCAAUUUUGUAUGUCGGGCCUAUGUUCUGUCGAGUUGUUGAAGGGUUUUUGAAUAGUACCUUGUACCCUUCAGAAUUGUACGUCUGGUGGAAGUAGAAGUACCCCCGCCUC